UUAUCAAUCCUUUCUUGCUGCCUUGCUUAUUAGCUUGCUUAGGUUAUAUGCGGAGACACUUCGUCCGCCGAGCUCGGGCGAGCAACUCAAGCGAGGAACCGCGCCGCAUCCUUGACUUCUCUCGGCUCAACAAUUCGCAAACAAACACCCCCUGGUCGAGAGCAGCCGCACAGUAAUGUCAUCGCAGCCCCCUCAAUAUGGUGAAGAACGCCCCGCGAAGCGAAGAAAGACCCGAAAAGGAACGCAAAGCUGCUGGGAGUGCAAGAAGCGCAAGGUUCGCUGUAUUUGGACCGCACCCACCGAUGCAGCAUGCGCCAACUGUGUGCGGAGAAGUGCAAAAUGCAUCAGUCAGGAAUACCCGGAUCAGCCUCAGCAAGGCCCAGAUGGGAUAGAGGAUCGCCUUCGCCGGGUCGAGGAUUUGCUUGCGCAACUGGUCAACUCGACAUCUGGAAUGUCGUGCCAUACAGUGCAAGCCAUCACGCACCAACAGUCGAGUGGGGAUGCCCAGAUGUGCCCUUCUCCUCCAGCGACUUUGACACCUGCUACUUUGCCAAACUCUUCAAGCGCAUCGUCCCGUGACUCUUACACUGGCUUGUCGCGAGACCUCCUUGUAGCAUGGCCUGCUCCAUGCGAUCUUGAGCGCAUCUUCACACUCCCGAUUGGACUUGCGAUACAUCACCAUUUGCAGUACCAAGUCUCUUCAUCUGCGACUAGGCCUAAAGAGACAAUCACAGUGCGCGAGAUGCUGCAACUGCCACCUCCAGAUUCACCCCCUAUUCUUGUUGCUCGCAAGCUGUUGCUCCUGGCAUGUCUUUUGCAUGGUGCACUUCCGACUGCCGACAUGGAAGAGAGCGAGCGAAGCUACUACAGUAACAUCAUGUCCCGCGCUGCUGAUACGGCUACGAGACUUGCAACGUCCAACGACGAGCUGACAGCUUCCAUCGAAGGCAUCGAGUGUAUCAUGAUGGAGGCCAUGAUUCAGAACCACACGGGCGAUUUGCAUCGAGCGUGGAUGGCAGUUCGUCGCGCAACAGCCGUCGCGCAGAUACUCGGCCUGCACCGGAAAAAUUAUCGGCUUCCUGUGUGUUUGUCGUCGGAGUCUCCCACGGUGUGUGGUGCGGAUCGGGAUGCGAUUUGCUUCUGCAUUGUCAACAUGGAUCGUUACCUGUCGCUUGUCCUAGGUCUCCCACCCUCAUCGUUCGAGGGACACACUCUUGGGCCUGCGGCGCUGGCCAACUGUCGUCCAUUCGACCGCAUGGUACGCAUGCAUUGCAUUAUUGCAGGGCAGAUUUUGACGCGCCAAACUGGAGCACUUGGCGCCAAAGCGUCGGAAAGCCUUGACGCAACCAACAAGAUGCUGCAAGACGCUGCCGCGCUGAUGCCCUCCGACUGGUGGCUGGUACCUAGCUAUGGAGAAAGCCAUAGCACUGGAAUAUCGGCUGUGCAAGAGACGACUCGCGCCAUGUUCCAGCUCUCUCACUAUCAUCUCGUGAUGCGGUUGCAUCUGCCCUACCUUCUCCGCUCGUCAGCGGACAACACGAGCGAUGGUAGCAAGGCUGCAGCAAUCCACGCCAGUCAAGAAUGCCUUUCCCGGUACAUUGCGUAUCGGACGUGGAAUACUGGACUGUCGUAUUGUCGGGGAGUAGACUUUCUCUCCUUCAUCGCGCUAACAGUAUUGUGUUUUGCUCACAUCGAUGCGUGGAACCAUCCCAACGCUCCUCUGGGCGCAGUACUCAAGCAUAGUCGGCUGAGUGACCGUGCCAUGAUGGAUCGUAUAGUAACAAUCCUCAAUGGGGUGCAGGGGGAUUCUAUGGUAGCCACUCUCUCGCGCGUCAUGCGAAAUCUACUUGAUGCUGAAGCGGCAGCGGCCAACGGGGUCUGUUACAACGCCAGUACUAGUGAAAAUGACGAAGAUCCCGCAGCAGGAUGUGGUGGCCAGUUUGUUGAUGGCGAGCAAGGGUCGCUUCAGCUUCAUAUACCAUAUCUUGGUUCACUCAGUCUCCACCGCAGGCCAGCAUCGAGCACCGACACAAUCCACGAUGUGCUGUCCGGCCAUGCUGACAAUAUCAUGGCGCCCACGCUCGUAGAAGGUAACCAAUGGUCACUGCUCGAUUGGUCGAAUGACCUUGGGACACCAGAUGAUCGGACGCUGCAGGGCCUCAAUGAAGCCCUUUUCGGUAGUCUCUUCGGUGAUAUUGAGGAUGAAUCCAUCGAUCCGAAUCCCGGCUGGUCGAUAGAUUUGUAG
Molecule: messenger RNA, 2245 nt
Organism: Exserohilum turcica Et28A
Lineage: Eukaryota; Fungi; Ascomycota; Dothideomycetes; Pleosporales; Pleosporaceae
Exons: 1
Coding region: 176-2245 (689 amino acids)
Biological process (GO): DNA-templated transcription; regulation of DNA-templated transcription
Molecular function (GO): DNA-binding transcription factor activity, RNA polymerase II-specific; zinc ion binding; DNA binding
Source: RefSeq, a predicted model, not a curated record